Oncorhynchus masou masou (cherry salmon) is the source of this 3135-nucleotide messenger RNA. RefSeq names its product protein ABHD15-like. The coding region runs from base 596 to 2137 and encodes 513 amino acids. The record is from RefSeq and is a predicted model, not a curated record. Lineage: Eukaryota; Metazoa; Chordata; Actinopteri; Salmoniformes; Salmonidae. Gene Ontology annotation, molecular function: monoacylglycerol lipase activity; short-chain carboxylesterase activity. The transcript has 3 exons.
UGCAAUGCAUUCUGACGUUUCUCUCGCUCACACAGCUGUUGAGGUUGAGGAGUGAAGCUUGCGCAGCUCUGCAUGAAAUUACUGAUCAUUCAAAGGCGCGCGCCGAGAACACCAUGCAUCCCGAUUUGGAACGGCCUGGAGAUGGGGUGUCCAUACCUUUCAUGUGCUGUCGGAGAAAACACUUUGCGUAAUUUACCCAGGAAUGCACCUUGAAGAAGGCAGCCAUUCUGGAGCCGAGCGCUUUAUUUUGAAACAGUGGGUCUUUUCCAGUCAGUUUCUGCUUCAACGAUCUGUUUUCAAUAAGGAUGUACAGAAAAUCGAAUCAACCAUAAAAGGCAGGAGAUAUCAAAGUGGAAAUGUUACUAUAGGAAAUAAAGUGGGGACUGUGACUGUGCGCAUUCUGGUUUCUCCCAACGAAAGCAAGUAGUCUAUAUGGUUACGCGCACGUUGUGCUUUGUGAGAACAAGACAUCAACCAACCGAAGAUGGUCCGGUUUGUUAUUUGUGCUUUAUUAGCUUUGGCUGACUUGAAUUAAAGAAUAACUGUAGGCCUAUAUAACAUCCGUGGAAUUGACCGUUUAUUCCCCACCGUUCAAAUGCUGGAAUGGCUAGUGGUUUUGUGUAUUGUGAUUCUGGUGGCCGUUAUUUGGCCAGCUUCGAAAUAUUUUGGUACCCAGCGCGAGCCAGACGCACUCCUCCAGAGGCUCGGAAUUUCACGGCGGCAAACGAAGGAGAGGGUCUCGGAGAGGUGCGUCUCAGACCGGGAGGUCCCGGUGGACUGUGCUAAUGCCCAGACACCGGACUUGGAAGGUGAGAAUAAAGUCCCCGCUGUUGCACUGAUAUGCAAACCCUCGGCGCUGGCCAACUAUCUCCUCAAACACUGCAGGACUUUCAGCAAUUUCACGGCGUGCACCGGAUGGACAUGGCGGGCGAGUGCGUUUCUUCAGACAGUCUACGGCGCGUGCUGGCCGUACAAGAGCCGGGUGCAUUUCGUGCGAGACUACUUGCAGUUGAGUGACGAUGGUCUCGUGGCACUGGACUGGGCAGUUUCGGUGGCCGGUGCGUCGUACCAGAAACGGAGGAGAACCUCGAGUAAUUCCACGAGCCCAAUCCUCCUCAUCAUACCCAACUCUUUCGGGAAAAUCACUAGAAAUGUGCUGAAGCUCUGUGAGGUGGCGUUGUCCCAUGGCUACCUACCCGUGGUGUUUAACCGGCGCAGCCACAACGCCACCCCCCUCAGCACCGUCAAGCUGCAGCAGUUUGGCGACCCAGGUGACCUACGCGAGGCCGUGCGCUACGUGCGCUACAGGCAGCCUGUGAGCCGGCUGUACGCGGUGAGCGAGAGCACCGGGUCAGGUCUCCUCCUCGCCUACCUGGGAGAGUGUGGUUCAUCCAGCUACGUGACGGCCGCCGCCUGCCUCUCGCCAGUGUUCCGCUGCCAGAGCUGGUUUGAGAAAGGACCCAUCUGGCCCCUACACUGGGCUCUGGUGACUUACCAGAGGAUAUGCCUCAGCAGGUACAGGACAGUGCUGGGUGAGACAGUGCACACUGACACCCUUUUCUCCAGCUGUUCCCUGCAUGGCCUGGAGGAGGUGCUGUUCUGCCAGCAGCCAGGCCCUAAAGGAGCCCUGGCCCUAGCAGCGGGCACCAGCAGCAGCAGUGGGGGAGCCUGGGAGGCCUAUUGGGAACGCAAUGAACCCCUCCGGGACGUAGACGAAGUCGCCAUCCCCGUUCUGAGUGUCUGUGCUCAGGAUGACCCUAUCAGAGGAGACCCCCAGUCUACCCUACCCCUGGAACUCUUCGAGAGCAACCCCCACUUCUUCCUGCUGCUGACCACCAAGGGGGGACACUGUGGCUUUAACACCCAGGAAGGGAGUGCUUUCUCUGGGGGAGUGACAGGUGGAGGGACACCUGGGACUAGCUGGAGCCACCAGGCCCUGCUGGAGUUCUUCAGGGCCACCACAGACUUCAUUGCGGCAGAGGAGAGGGCUAAGCAGGCUGCCAGACGGAGGGGCCUGGGGGGUAGCAGCCAGGGCAAAGUCUUCAGACAUCGUAGUGUCAGUACCUGUAAGAGGCUGCCCGCAUGCUCACAUAAUAUACACACUAUCUACAACUGGCAGAGGUCUUAUACACGAUGAGCUGGGGUGAGGAUAUUGGAUAUUAUAGAUGAUAAGGGAUUGAUAUUAUGGAUCAGAAGGGAUUGAUAUUAUGGAUCAGAAGGGAUUGAUAUUAUAGAUGAUAAGGGAUUGAUAUUAUGGAUCAGAAGGGAUUGAUAUUAUGGAUGAUAAGGGAUUGAUAUUAUGGAUCAGAAGGGAUUGAUAUUAUGGAUGAUAAGGGAUUGAUAUUAUGGAUCAGAAGGGAUUGAUAUUAUGGAUCAGAAGGGAUUGAUAUUAUGGAUCAGAAGGGAUUGAUAUUAUGGAUGAUACGUGAUUGAUAUUAUGGAUGAUACGUGAUUGAUAUUAUGGAUGAUAAGGGAUUGAUAUUAUGGAUGAUAAGGGAUUGAUAUUAUGGAUCAGAAGGGAUUGAUAUUAUGGAUGAUAAGGGAUUGAUAUUAUGGAUCAGAAGGGAUUGAUAUUAUGGAUGAUAAGGGAUUGAUAUUAUGGAUGAUAAGGGAUUGAAUCUGCAGAACAAGAGAGCUUUGCAUUUAAGGGCUGAAAAUGAAUCUGUGUGCCCCAGCCACCUGGGUAAUUGAUGGAACAGGGUUUCAUCGACACACACACACUCUCAGAAAUUGAGGAUGAACACUUCAAAACACACUAGGGGUAACCAGAAAAGCCUGUGUGUGUGUGUUUGUGUGCGUUUGUUCCCGCCCGAUGACUGUCCAAAAAUGCCCAUCUGGACACUGGACUGCCAGUAUUUCUCUGACGAGCCAAUCAGAUUCAAGGGGAAAAUUUGUGUAAUGAUAUUGUGAUAUUUUGCUGAACUGGGUGGGUCUGUGGGUUUUCCCACAUGUUGUAAUUCAAACUCUGACUGAGGUUUGUUGAAUGUAGCUGGAAUUUACGACUUUGAAUUGGCACUGUUAGUGACAUGAUGAUUUUCCUGUAGAUUUCUCAACAAUGUUAAACCUCUGUUAAUUGUGUUAAAUUAUGUGAAUGAUUGGUAAGGAACAAUGUAAUAAAACAAAACUUUGAGGGAA